AAAUAAAAGAAAUAAAAAUAAAAAUUAAUUGCUUUCUUCUUCCCCUGCCCAUCCUUUUAUUCAGACUGGUUUGAAGCCUCUCUCUCUCUCUCUGUGGAUUCUCAAGCAAUUGCUCUGUUGUGUUCUAUCGUGGCCUAUCGUGCCCUGUAUUAUUGUAUUGUUCAGAAGUAUCUUUUUCGUUCGAUCGCUUCUGUUUUGAUCUUCGUUUGGUUUUCGUUUAAUUGACUCUGUCUUCGUAUCCAAUCCUCUGUUGCGUUUGGAUUCACAUUGUUGGGGUUUUCUUCAAGGUCUCAGAUUAUUUUUUUAUUGGUCUGGACGCGAAUCGGAACGACCAUUUUAAUUUUCUAACCGUUUCUGGUGCUAUUCGAUUCGUAUCGAUUGGACUUUUAGAGAGAUCGAAGAAUUUGUAGUAUUUUGUUGAUUACGCUUCUUCUGAGUCCAAUUAGGGUUUAUAGGAGCGUGGAUUAGGGGUUUCUGGUGCUUUGUUUGGGUGUGGAGAUGUCGGGGGCUGGAUUGCAGUUCGGUCGGACUCGCGGGGAGGAUCGGUUCUACAAUCCUGCGAAGGCGAGGACUUACCGGAAUCAGCAGCAUGAUCAACUCCGUAGAGCUCAGAGUGAUGGAACUGAGAGUCUUUCUCCUGCAAUAAGGGAAAACAAGUUUGUAAUUUCGGGGCGUCGGGAGUCGGAGAAUCAGACGGGGUCUGAAGAGCCUAGGAAGCAGGUAGAUGUGCCAGAUUUUGAGCCGGUGGUGUCACCUCUGAGCAAUCUGGAACGUUUUUUGGAAGCCAUUCGGCCUUCUGUUCCGGCUCAGUAUCUCUCUAAGACAACUAUGAGGGGCUGGAAGACUUGUGAUGUUGAAUAUCAACCGUACUUUGUGCUUGGUGAUCUGUGGGAGUCUUUUAAGGAGUGGAGUGCUUAUGGGGCAGGAGUUCCUUUGGUUUUGAAUGGAAGUGAUUGCGUUGUUCAGUACUAUGUCCCGUAUUUGUCCGGCAUUCAAAUUUAUGGCGACUCUAUUGAGGCCUCCGUGAAAUCUAGGCGGCUGGCUGAAGACAGUGAUGGUGACUAUUUUAGGGACUCAAGUAGUGAUGGUAGCAGUGAUUGUGAACCUGAAAGAUUCAAUUGCUCAUCGGAGCAAUGGAAUUGUGGCCAUAUAGCAGGUGAGAUUCCUAUUAGAUUGGAUAGAAUGUCUUUGAGAGACCAGCAUACUAUACUCCGAGAAGAUUUUUCUAGUGAUGAUGGCGAAUCUGGGAAUUCACAAGGUUGCCUGCUAUUUGAAUACCUUGAACAAGACCCUCCUUACAGUCGGGAACCUUUAGCUGACAAGAUAUUUGAUCUUGCCUGCCGUUUCCCCGAGCUCAAGACUUUAAGAAGUUGUGAUUUAUUGUCUUCCAGUUGGAUAUCUGUGGCCUGGUAUCCUAUAUACAGAAUACCAACAGGACCAACAUUAAGAGAUUUGGAUGCUUGCUUUCUAACCUUCCAUUAUCUUCAUGCUCCCAUGAGAGGUGCUCAAAAUGCUCAGGCUCCUGUUGUUACAUGCCCCAGUGAAAUGGAUGGUGUCCCCAAGAUUUCCUUGCCUGUUUUUGGUCUUGCGUCAUACAAGUUCAAGGGAUCGUUGUGGACACCUAAUGGAGGACAUGAGCGCCAAUUGUCGAACUCACUCUUGCAGGAAGCUGAGAACUGGUUAAGGUCGCACCAGGUCAAUCACCCGGACUUCCUGUUCUUCAGCCGUAGAUGAUAAUUGAAAAAUUACUUUGCUAAGUAUCUAACCUUUUUAGCACUACCGCCCUACAUGACAAGGUCAACUCAUGUUGGUACGUGAAUGAGCCCUAGGGUUCAAGUUGCUUGGAUUUGUAGAGAUCAAAUGGCAAGUUGAAUUGGGCAGUUCCUCUUGUUUGUCUUUUGUUUAUUUAUGAUAAUACAAAAGGAGGGAGGGGCAAAUAAGAAAAUAAAGUGGAAAAGUGCUGUGGGAGGAGAGCAAUUAUAAUAAGGCUCAUUGAGAAUUGAAAUGCUUUGAGGAAACUGGAAAAGCCCUAAGCCCCAAAGUAGGGUAAGAGAGUGCUUGGCUUGCUAGUAGUGGCUGGGAGUUUGAUAUUUUUGCUCCUUUCUAUAAAUUAUAGUGUAUGGUUAUGAGAAAGCAGGCUGUUUUUUUCUGUCCUGAUGGUAUGUAGGAUGUACCAUAAAAUUCUAACUUUGGGAAGGAGAUUUUGAUAGGGAGUUCGUCGUUUCAGUGUUUGGACUGCCCUGGAUGUAUAACCCCAACAUAAGUUGGGGCUGCAGUAACUGAAGAACUAUGUUUUAAUAGAUUAUGGAUUUUAUUAA
Molecule: messenger RNA, 2318 nt
Organism: Malania oleifera
Lineage: Eukaryota; Viridiplantae; Streptophyta; Magnoliopsida; Santalales; Ximeniaceae
Exons: 6
Coding region: 499-1734 (411 amino acids)
Source: RefSeq, a predicted model, not a curated record